This is a messenger RNA of Xyrauchen texanus (razorback sucker), 4288 nucleotides long. RefSeq names its product amyloid beta (A4) precursor protein-binding, family A, member 2b (gene apba2b). The transcript is spliced from 14 exons. Gene Ontology annotation, molecular function: amyloid-beta binding; protein binding. NCBI's taxonomy places the organism in Eukaryota, Metazoa, Chordata, Actinopteri, Cypriniformes, Catostomidae. Gene Ontology annotation, cellular component: plasma membrane; dendritic spine; cytoplasm. Gene Ontology annotation, biological process: chemical synaptic transmission. The record is from RefSeq and is a predicted model, not a curated record. The coding region runs from base 206 to 2632 and encodes 808 amino acids.
UUUCAGUCUCCGGGAUGCAGAGUCGGUCCACCAAGGGGUUUGUCGGACGUUGCGGUUCCCACUCUCUUUUCUUCUGAAAUCAAAGGACUUCUUUAUGUGCACACUGCAAAAUCAGAGGUUAUGAAGUUUUGUGCCUGAAAGAUCCAUCACGCUACAGCAAUCGGAUAGAGGACUCCAGUGAUGAUAGACCUGUGAGUAGCUUUCAAUGGCUCAGAGCAGCAUGACCACAGCAGAGCCUCAUGGUUCAGCACCACGCUCUUGCCCUGCCAUCUACCCCAACCCCGAGCACACCAAGGAGGACUUUGAAGAGCAUCAGGACACUGAGGUGUCCCAACACCCCUACCACAACCAAGAAGAACCAGAUUUGACAGACAGCAGACCAACCACACCCACCACUCCAGACCAUGGCCACACAGACUACCACAGCCAUCCGGACAGUCUGGAUGGAGACUCUAGCUCAGACUACAUCAACAAUACAUCUGAUGAAGAGGAGGAUGAUUACGAUGAAGGGCUGCCAGAGGAGGACGAAGGUGUGACAUAUUAUAUCCGCUAUUGCCCUGAGGAUGACAGCUACCUGGAAAGCAUGGACUGUAACGAGCCAGAGUAUGGACACCCGGACGGUUGCAUGGAGCCUCCUCCAGACACGGAUGAGUGCCAUAAGGCAGAUGAGGAUUGGGUGGAGGGAGUGGAGGAUGGACAUGGUGAUGGAGAGGUGCGUUGUGAAGUGCUAGAUCAGGAUUCUGACCAGCAGUUAUACGACGGCAGACCUGAACCUGUCCUUGAUCACCACAGACACUACCCAGAUCCCCACCAGGACCAGCCUCUACCUCCAGCUGAAGAUCAGGAGGCACAGGAUGUCGAGGAGAUUGAGGGCUACUGCCCUGAUCAGGAGGAAGAUCCACAGGUGGGGCAAGACAGAGAUGCCUACACAGGUGACUUCUAUGGCUCAGAGGACAAUGGGAACUCUGUGCGAGCAUCACCCUAUCGGGUACAUAAGGGCAAGGUGGGGGAGACAGGAGAGGAUGCAGAGGAGGAUAUCGAUCAGAUAGUGGCAGAGAUUAAGAUAAGUAUGAGUAUGGGCAGUCUUAGUAGUGGCACUGAUCAGAGCCCAGAGGAACUGGCACCUGAUCCAGAACCUAGUGGGUAUCAGGCAGAGACACACUCCAAGCUUGAACCCAUUCCGUGCCCUCAGCCUCACCGUCAUGAUGGUAGACCCAAAUCCCUUAACAUCCCCUCUGCCCGACACAACUCAGAGCUCCAGAGGAGCUUUAAGGUGCGAGCUCACACACCAGACGAGAGACAGAGAUGGACGCAGGACCAAGUCAGAGAGCAGGUGUCUAAUAGUGCAGAACAGCCAAGGAAGCAGCAGCGGUCUGAUCUGAAUGGACCUCUGGAUAACAACAAUGUCCCUGAGCCAACAAAGAAGACGGCCUCAUUUCCCAGCUUCGUGGAUGUGCCUGGUCCCUGUGAGCCCGAGGACCUCAUUGAUGGGAUUAUCUUCGCCGCAAACUACCUCGGCUCCACUCAGCUCCUGUCGGAAAGGAAUCCAUCCAAAAACAUCAGGAUGAUGCAGGCCCAGGAGGCAGUGAGCCGGGUCAAGAGGGUACAGAAGGCAGCCAAAAUCAAGAAAAAGAGCCCAGAGGGAGAUGCUCAGUCUUUGACGGAGGUGGAUCUUUUCAUCUCAACUCAAAGGAUCAAAGUACUGAAUGCAGACUCCCAGGAGACCAUGAUGGAUAACACAUUGCGCACCAUCUCAUACAUUGCUGACAUCGGGAACAUUGUGGUUUUGAUGGCAAGACGCCGCAUGCCACGCACCGCCUCACAGGACUGUAUCGAGACAACUCCUGGAGCCCCCGAGGGCAAGAAACAGUACAAAAUGAUUUGCCAUGUCUUUGAGUCAGAAGAUGCCCAGCUCAUAGCACAAUCCAUUGGUCAGGCAUUCAGCGUGGCCUACCAGGAAUUCCUCAGAGCCAACGGGAUCAACCCAGAGGACUUGAGUCAGAAAGAGUACAGCGACAUCAUCAACACACAGGAGAUGUACAACGAUGAUCUCAUCCACUUCUCAAACUCUGACAACUGCAAAGAGUUGCAGCUCGAUAAACAGAAGGGAGAGAUUCUGGGCAUAGUUAUUGUGGAGUCUGGCUGGGGCUCCAUUCUGCCCACAGUGAUCCUGGCUAACAUGAUGAAUGGAGGCCCUGCCGCCCGUUCUGGGAAGCUCAGCAUCGGUGACCAGAUCAUGUCAAUCAACAACACCAGCCUGGUGGGGCUGCCUCUCGCCACCUGUCAGGGAAUCAUCAAGGGUCUGAAAAAUCAGGUGCAGGUGAAGUUGAAUAUUGUGAGCUGCCCUCCUGUAACCACAGUUCUUAUUAAGAGACCAGACCUCAAGUACCAGCUGGGUUUCAGUGUGCAGAAUGGUAUUAUUUGUAGUCUAAUGCGAGGGGGAAUUGCAGAGAGAGGAGGGGUGAGGGUUGGUCAUCGCAUCAUUGAGAUAAACGGUCAAAGUGUUGUGGCCACGGCACAUGAGAAGAUUGUCCAAGCCCUCUCCAAUUCUGUGGGCGAGAUACAUAUGAAGACUAUGCCAGCCGCCAUGUUUAGACUCUUAACUGGGCAGGAGACCCCUAUAUAUAUGUGACUUCAGCUGAGAUAAAUGGCCCUGGGCACACAGAGUUUAGAGAAAUGCUUGAAUGUUUAGAGAAAUGCUUGAAUGUCUUUUUGCUACCCAUGUUUUAUUUAUUUGCAAUUAUUUUUGCGUGUGGAUGUUGUUGGAGAGAUGCAAGUUUAUUUUGUAAAUAUGUAAUUGUUAUAUCAGUAUCAGAAAGGAAUGGAAAAGCCAGAGUGAGAAGUCUAGACAGUACAUGUCCAAAAUUCAAGCCAAGUGGCCAUUCAAAGAGCAUAGAUUGUCACCGAAUCUAAACUGCAAUCACAUGCACUGAAUCAAUACACUUUCCCUACACAACAGAUGACUGUAGUCCUAGUGUCCAUUACAAUCAUGCAAAUGAUUCUUUGGCAUUAUACGGUUUUUGAAAUCUGCUCAGUAAGUACAAAACACAGUAUAAAAUGAAUUUUGCAAGACUUACAAUUAUCAGCAGUUGUGCACAUGCAGGGACUUUAUCAACAAGGAAAAAAAUUUCCAUAUCAUCAGCAUUCAUCAAUGAAUAAAUCUCAUUUAGUGGGAAAUAAAGACUUAACUGAGCAAAUUUUGAGAGUAGUUUUUUUUACACACAAAAUGAGCAAAUCUUUUGUAAAAAAAAAAAAAAAAACACACAAUUUCUGGACUUCUCCCAUGCUGUAAUAAUCAGCCAUUCUCUUGCCAUGCUGUGAAUUAGUUUUGUUUCAAACGCAUAAACAUUGUAUGAAAUUUUUAAGAGUUUAUUUUUUAUGUGUGCUUUUUUGUGUAUGCCCAGCUGCAUCACAUUUGAGUCAGUGGUGAAUGUAAUAGUGUUGUUAACAGUGUGUCCACGUCCUUAAGCAGUAUUAGAAUGUCUGUACAUAAACGUUAAACCUUGUUUAGUACUGUGUCCUUGUAGGAAUCACUGUUAGUCCCAUUUCAUCUAUGUGAGGCUUUGGCCUUCAGAAAAUAAGACGACACUGUGACCAAAAGCCUUACUACUGAGUAAGAAAGCUUUUGAAAAUGAAUUGUAAUAAUAAAAAAAAGAAAUGUGAAACAACUAAUAAUACAUGAACAUGAGUACAUGUCUGCAUGCAUCUUAAAAAGACAUUAUGGCAAAAUAAUAAUAAAGUGUAAUAUAAGCCCUUCAUGAUGAUAUCCCUUGCAUUUUGAUUAUCUGACAGUUCUGGUUGGUUUGUUUGAAAAUAAAAGCUAAAAAAUGGCUUCAAGUAAUAAAACCUUAGUGGGUCAUACAACCUGUAUCAAUAUCCAUGCCAACCAUUUCUAACAGUGGCCAGCUUCCAGGGCUUAAAAAUAGCUCCUUUGCCUGAUAUUAUGGCCCUAAUGAGCGCAGAUUUGAGGCUCACAGUUGGAAAUCAGUUCAGCCAGCUCAGAUUUCUGAAGUUUUUACAAACACACACACACUUAAUAUUGAAACUCUUAUCUCUUGUUAUUGGAGAUUGCUGAGCUUUAUGACAAGAUAGAGCGAGGACAUGAUGGUAUUCAUUCAAGGGUGUGAUGUGGAAUCUCUAAUCAUAAUCCAAAUUUACAUGGUCGUUGCUCCCCCUAGAGGUUAUAGAAAUACACUACAAAUCUUUUCAUUAGGGGUUCAUAAAUGGGCUUGCAAUCAAACUUAUUGAUCUAUCAGGAAACUUGAUAUUUAUUGAUCUAAUACAGCUU